Molecule: messenger RNA, 2432 nt
Organism: Dromaius novaehollandiae (emu)
Lineage: Eukaryota; Metazoa; Chordata; Aves; Casuariiformes; Dromaiidae
Gene: HOOK2
Product: hook microtubule tethering protein 2
Exons: 22
Coding region: 16-2241 (741 amino acids)
Biological process (GO): cytoplasmic microtubule organization; cytoskeleton-dependent intracellular transport
Cellular component (GO): centrosome; cytoplasm
Molecular function (GO): microtubule binding; dynein light intermediate chain binding
Source: RefSeq, a predicted model, not a curated record
GCGCCCGGCGCGAAGAUGGCGGCGGCGGGGGGCGUGGCCGGGCAGGUGCGCGCCCGGGGCCGCUCUAGGCGCGGGGUCGCUGCGCGGGCGGACCGCGGCGGCGGAGCCAUGGCGGCCGGGCGGGCGGACGCGUGCGGGCCGCUGCUCACCUGGCUGCAGACCUUCGCCCCCCCCUCGCCGUGCGCCGCCCCCCGCGACCUGGCGAGCGGCGUGGCCCUGGCCCACGUCCUGCACUGCGUGGACCCCUCGUGGUUCACGGAGACGUGGCUGUCCCGGAUCCGCGACGACGCCGAGGACAACGUGCGCCUCAAGACGAGCAACCUGCGCAAGGUGCUGCAGAGCCUCCUGGAGUACUGGCAGGACGUGCUGGGGCAGCCCGUGGCGGAGCGGCACGUGCCCGACGUGGCGCUGGCGGCCGAGCGGGCCGACCCCCAGCAGCUGGGCAAGCUGGUGCGGCUGGUGCUGGGCUGCGCCGUGAGCUGCGAGAGCAAGGAAGAGCACAUCCAGCGCAUCAUGACCCUGGAGGAGUCGGUGCAGCACGUGGUGAUGGCGGCCAUCCAGGAGCUGCUGGCUAAGGAGCCCUCGGAGGCGACGACGGCCGAGACGUACGGGAGCUUCGACAGCCAGUUGCGCCGCUAUUACUACCUGAGCGAGGAGCCCGAGGAGGCCGAGGGGCCGCAGCAGCGCUGCCUCGACCUGGAGCUGCAGGUGGCGGCGCUGCUGGAGGAGAAGGGCAGCCUGGCGCGGGAGAACCAGGCGCUGCGCGAGCACAAGGCCCGGCUGGAAGCGGCCGCCGCCGGCCUCGCCGCCAAGAAGCUGCUGCUGCUGCAGAGCCAAGUGGAGCAGCUGCAGGAGGAGAACUACAGGCUGGAGAGCGGCAAGGAGGAGCUGCGGGCGCGCUGCGAGGCGCUGGAGCGGGAGGCGCGGGGGCUGCAGGAGCGCGCCGAGGAGCUCACCGGCCUCGCCGGCGAGGCCCGCGCCCUCAAGGACGAGAUGGACGUGCUCAGGCACUCGUCGGCCAAGGCGGGGCGGCUGGAGGCGGCGGUGGCCUCGUACCGGCGGCGGCUGGAGGCGCUGGGCGACCUGCGGCGGCAAGUGCGGGCGCUGGAGGAGCGGCACGCGGCCCAGCUGCGCCGCACCGGGCAGCUGGAGCAGGAGCUGGGCCGGGCCCAGGCCGGGCGCGUCCAGCUGGAGGCGGCCCGCAGGCAGGUGGAGGAGCUCAGCGGGCAGCAGGCGGCGGCGGCGCUGCGGGCCGACAAGUGGCAGCUCGAGUUCAGGAACCUGGAGGAGAAGUUCGAGGCGCUGAGCAAGGAGAAGGAGCGGCUGCUGGAGGAGCGCGACGCCCUGCGCGAGGCCAACGAGGAGCUGCGCUGCGCCCAGGUGCAGCAGAGCUGCCUGCGCCAGGCCGACGCGCUGCAGGGCGAGAGCUCGUCGCCCGCAGACAACCUGGCAGCCGAGAUCCUCCCGGCAGAGCUCAGGGACACGGUGGCGCGGCUGCAGCAGGAGAAGCGGCAGCUGGGGGCCCAGGAGGCCUCGCUGCGGCGCCAGCGGGACCAGCUCCGCCAGCAGCUCGCCGAGGCCAACCGGGCCCGCGGGCACCUCGAGGCCCAGCACAGCAGGCAGGAGGUGGCGCGGGCGGCCGAGCUGCGGGCGCAGGUGGCCGAGCUGCGGACGGCGCUGGGGGCGCAGGGGGACCCCGAGGACGCGUCGGAGCUGAGGCAGAAGCUGGAGGAGCACCUGGAGAAGCUGCACGAGGCCCAGGCCGAGCUGCAGAGGAGGAAGGAGGAGCUGGAAGAGCUGGAGCCCCCCGCCGACAGCACCACAGCGCGGCGCAUCGAGGAGCUGCAGCUGAGCCUGCGCCGCAAGGACGAGGCCAUGCGCGCCAUGGAGGGGCGCUACCGGCGCUACGUGGAGCGGGCCCGCGCGGUGAUGAAGACGCUGGAGCCGAAGCCCCCGGGCGCCGCCGUGCCCCCCGCCGUCCGCGCCCUCCGCAACCAGCUGCAGGAGAGGGAGGCCCAGAUCCAGCACCUGGAGAGCGACUACGAGAAGCUGCGGGCGCAGCGGGAGCAGGAGGAGCGGCUGGUCAUCACCGCCUGGUACAACAUGGGCCUGGCGCUGCAGCAGCGGGCGAGCGACGAGGGGGGGGGCCCGGGCGCUCCCCCCGGGGGGGCUCAGUCCUUCCUGGCCCGGCAGCGCCUGGCCACGGCCGCCCGCCGCGCCCGGCCCCCCCCGGGCCCCUGACACCCCCCCCCCCCCCCAAAUCCUCGGGCUGGUCCCGUUUUAGCUGCUGCCCAAAGCGGGGUCUGGCCCUGCCGCCCCCCCUCCCCGGGGGGGGGCCUUUCUGCCCCCCCCCACGGGGGCUUUUAGCACUACUCCCCCUCUAUUUUUGUACCCCUUUUUCUCCCCCCUGAAAUAAAGACACUGGAGCCCCG